Lingula anatina is the source of this 3855-nucleotide messenger RNA. Its product is annotated as tRNA methyltransferase 10 homolog C. Lineage: Eukaryota; Metazoa; Brachiopoda; Lingulata; Lingulida; Lingulidae. The record is from RefSeq and is a predicted model, not a curated record. Gene Ontology annotation, molecular function: tRNA binding. Gene Ontology annotation, cellular component: mitochondrion; nucleoplasm; nucleus. Gene Ontology annotation, biological process: positive regulation of mitochondrial translation; mitochondrial tRNA 5'-end processing.
UAGUCACGACUUUGCAAUAUUCAUUAACUGUGAACAACCGUCUGAUAACGACUGACUGAUUGGGUAUCGUUCUACCAGAUAAGAUUGUCUAAGACGUUUGUUUGAUACGUUCUACAGCAUGAAAUUAUGUAAAGCAUAUGGAACAUAUACGUAUUACACCCUGUAUGAGUUUCCGCAAAUAUUGUCGAAGGGACAGGGAAAGCCCUUCCGAAAAAUUCCAGUUAGAUGUCCCACAUAGGACUAUCGGACUCUAUAUAUAGGAUCUUGAUUAAGGACUUUAUGGGACAUUAAACACUGCGGGAUUUAACGUUAUCAACGGCAACCAUGCAGUUUCAUUGGACACAAACCACUGGCCUGACGCCCAUAUAUACUGUAUAUAUGUCACUUAAAUUAUAUCAGUAAUAUUUUCCUAGUAUAAAGCGUCUGGUCCAACUGGACAAGCAGAAUUAAAUUUUGUAGAGACUUGAUUAAUUCCCAUAAAGUUUUGAAAGUAUGCUUAAAUUACGUCCAGGUAACAAGUAGAAGGUCAGAAAGGGUUUUAAAUUCCGUCUUUUGGCGUUGAAUUUUGGACUCUGUUUGUUAAAACACUGGAGGGUGGAUCGAGUUUUCUAUAGCUGUCAGCUGGCUGAGCUUUCUUAAAUACACCAACCUGCUGUUUUAGCUGUUUAUUCAUUCCUUGGAUAUCAGGGGAUAUCUUCCCAUCAAACAGUUGUCUCCGGAAACCAUGUGUGCAGGCUGUGCUCCAUAGCAUAUCCCAGCACUUCCCCACAUUGGAACUGAUCGGUAUGAGUAAUUAACUCACAUAAAACAGACAGAUCACUAGAUUCGACUUAAUAGAUGGCCCCAGAGGGCGACUGAGGGUCUCAGUGGUCACCUCUGCGAGAAGAAGGUUUAUUUCUAAUACUACUUCCGGCGGUACUUCCGGUACAGACGUCAUUUCCGCCCAUUCGACUUGUUCAAACACGAGGCAGUGGAUAUUGACAGUGAACCACGUGUGAAUGAAUGAAUAUAAAUACAAACAGUGUGACUAAAAGUUUACCAGCAAUAUGAUGAAGAUGGUCAGCAGCUCACCAGGCACCUGGUCCCUGUGUGCCCUUGGUUUUCAAAAUCAAGCUGUCCCUCGUCGUUGUGGAUGGUUUUUGAAUUUGGGUCAGCACAGAAGAUUGACUUUUGUGAAAGGACAAAGACAGAUAGAUGGUAUCUAUCGCUCCUCCUUCUCACCCACUAACCCCCUCACACUCUCAGUCAGAGCAUUCUAUGGAGGACAGGAUCAUUUUUUGCCUGAUGACCUUAGUUUGCACGUCAGGAGUCCACUAACAGAGGAAGAAGCAACAGAAGAACUAUCGAAAAUAGACCCAGAGUUACUUGGUAUUGUUCGAGCUGAAUACAUUCUAAUGAAAGGCUCUGGUUGGCUAGUUCCAGACAAGGUCACUGAUAAGGUGUUGUUAGAAAUGACAAAACUCUCAAAAAAGAAAAGACAGAAAAGAUGGGAACACUUAGCAGUGCGUGCUUUAGCUAAAGAAGAAAAGGCAAUGAAGAAGGAAGAACCCAAGAAACUUACUGAAUACGAUAGUUUAUAUGAUUAUCGUAAUAUCGUAUGUAGAAAGUCGCUUUUGAACACCCUUGUCCAUUAUCAAAAUAUGCAUCUCAUGAAUGCCAUGAUGUAUCACCAACCCCUCCUGAUUGACUUGGGCUAUGAUUCACUGAUGACUCAUGAAGAGAAAAAAGCCUUAAGUAUUCAACUUGGUUAUAUUUAUCAUGAUAACAGGGAGAGCAGGGACCCAUUUAACUUAAUGCUCUGCCAUGCUUCAUCAGACUCUGAGAGCACCUAUUCUAUAGGUGUACAGAAAGGAAUACUGCAGCCAUCUUGGAUGUGGUCUGUCACUGGUCGGGAUAUGGUUGACCUGUACCCUCGAAAGAGCUUGGUUUACCUUUCUCCUGAUGCUACAGACUAUCUCACAGAGUUUGAUCCCAAUGCUGUGUAUGUGAUUGGUGGACUGGUUGACAAGAACGUCUCAAAGAAAUUGUCUCAGCGAAAAGCUCAGAACAGAGGCGUGGCCAGUGUUAAACUGCCUAUAGACCAGUACAAAUUACGAAGUGGUCAAACCAGUAUACUUCCUCUCAACAAAGUGCUUAAGUACCUUGUUGAACUACGUGACACUGGAAAUGCUUAUGAGGCUCUUAAAAGAUCUGUACCGAGAAGAAAACUGGAGCAAAAUGAAGAGAAUUUGGUUGUCAAGGAGAAACGCAGGAGGAAGUUUUAUUAGUACCACCAGCAGUGCUCACGGUUUUAGUCCCGGCCCGUAUCGUACUGCUCCGCCGGCUCCGUGAGCUCUACCGGCUCAGCAGGGUGGCAUGGGAUACAAGUCAUUGUUACUGUUUCUCUUCGUAGACGGCAAGGGCCUGUGUGCCCAUCUCUUGGAUUUAGGUCACAUAUAAUCUCAACUUGAGCCCUCUGGAUUUUUUUGUCUCAGUGAGUGCAUUCGCCUUGUUGUGAUGCUCGUUGAAAUGCACCCUUGUCAAAAUUUUUGAAAAUUCAAUGCUAAAUAUACUGAAGGAAAUAUGGGAAAAGUUGCUACAGCAGUCUGACCAAAAGUCAUGUGGAGAUUCCAAAAAUGCCCUUAUAUUUGACCCUUGACCUUUAUUUGAAAGUCAAAUGGGCCAAAAUUUUCUAAAAGUGGGAUUUUUUCCCCCAAUAAAUUUUUGUGCCAAUUUUCAGAAAUUACACAGACCUAAGAACUCAUAUUCUCCCUUUUAUUGAAGGGAAGCAAUUAGGGUCUCCUUUCAUUUUUGGUUUGGGGGUCAAUUGGUGAAUUUUCAUGGGAAAAGCAGCCAUUAGAUGUUUAGACUGAAAACUCCCUAAUUUUGGAACCGUAAAUGCUAGAGACCUCUUGUUUUUUGCAUUUUGUAGAACUUUUCAAGCGCAAUACUGAAAGUAGUGUCCAUUUUUAUGUUUUCUAUAUGGUUUAAGAGUUGCGCUAUAUCAAAAAGUACAAUGUAGCAAUAUUCAGUGGAGAAGAUAAAAUGUGAAAUACUCCAAAAGUAGCAGUUACUAUACUAUACUAUAGACACUAUUAAACUGGAAUGGGAAGUCACAUACUGGCAAUCUAACUAUGACCUUGAAAUUGAACUUUGACCUACAUUUCACCAUGAACUGAACUUUGCAAAUUUUCUGCCCCUUAUAUCUCCAAAACUGGUAUUACUAUGCCCAUAGUUAUUAUUAAACUUGAAUAGGAAGUCAUAUACUGGCAAUCAAUAUGUGAUCUUGUAAUUGACAUUUGACCUACUUUUCACCAUGAACUGAACUUUCCAAAUUUUCUGGCCCCUAUAUCUCCAGAACUGGCAGAAAUACGUCCAUAGUUACUUUUGAACUUGAAUAGGAAGUAGUCUAUUGGCAAUCUUACUGUAACACUGAAUUUGAUUUUUAACCUACUUUUUACCAUAAAUUGAACUUUGCAAAAUUUCCGUCCCUUAUAUCUUGAAAACUGGCAUAGAUACACCAAUAUUUACUAUUGAACUUGAAGAGGAAGUCAUAUACUGGCAAUCUAACUGUAAACUUGAAAUGGACCUUUGACCUACUUUUUAUGAUGAACUGUACUGUGCAUGUUUUCUGGCCUUUAUGUCUCCAAAAUUGGCAAAGAAAUAUCCAUAGUUAGUAUUGAACCUGAAAAGGAAGUCAUAAACUGUGACUUUGAAAUUGACCUUUGAUCUACUUUUUUAUCAUGAACUGAACUUUGCAUAUUUUCUUGCCCCUCUUAUCUUCAAAACUAAGAGAGAUGUGCCCAGUGUUGCCCCUAGGUUUUUUCUUUUGUCAGCAUAUAUGCAACACUGAUAACACAUUUCAAGGAAAACCAU